Messenger RNA from Myodes glareolus (Bank vole), 3086 nucleotides. It is a transcript of the gene Gpbar1, whose product is annotated as G protein-coupled bile acid receptor 1. Gene Ontology annotation, cellular component: plasma membrane. Gene Ontology annotation, biological process: G protein-coupled receptor signaling pathway. Gene Ontology annotation, molecular function: G protein-coupled bile acid receptor activity. The record is from RefSeq and is a predicted model, not a curated record. Lineage: Eukaryota; Metazoa; Chordata; Mammalia; Rodentia; Cricetidae.
GAGCUAGUUCCAGUACAGGCUCCAAAGCUACAGAGAAACUCUGUCUCAAAAAACCAAAAAUAAAACAAAAAAGAGAGAGAAAGAAGAGCAAAACUAAGUUGAGAGAACUUCAACCAUUUGCCCAGGUUUGCACAGCUAAAGCAACAGGACAACCGCCAGCCCUGCCGUGCCGACCACAGUGUAUGCCUCCCAGCCCAUGGAGGAAAAAAAUCAGUCAUUUGAGCUGACCUCCCCUCAGUACCGUCAAGCAUUGUAUCCACAGGUCCUCUGUUACCCCAUGACAUUCCCUACUACAACCCCAAUAUGUGGAUUUUACUUUGGGGGAGGGGGAUUGACAGCAUUGAAAUAGGCUCACUGUAACCCAGGCUAGCCUCAAACUACACUGAUCCCCCCUGAUCAGCCUCCCGAGUGUUGGGAUUUACGGGCUUGAACCUCUACACCGUAUCCACUUGUGCCUUAUGCAUAACCCAAAAUUUGACCGAGAAAACAGUUGAGGACCAGGGAUGUAACUGAGUUGAUAAGAGUACUAACCUAAUGAAUGAGUCUGUGAGUUCUAUAACCUGUCUGUAGUAUGGUUCGCAGACACAGUGACAAAGCUAUAACCUUAGUACUUGGGGGUGAAGGCAAAAGGAUCAGAAGUUCAAAGCGAUACCACUUAGGAAUUUGAGAUCAGUCAGGGCAAUAUGAGACCCUGUCUCACAACAAAACAGGUUGAGAGGUAUGCAGCAUGACUCCCAGACUAAGGAGGACAAGGCUGGAUUUCUAAACUACAAACCUCAUCUAAGCCUGGCAAUGGUGGCACGUGCCUUUAACCUCAGCCCUACAGAGGCAGGCAAAUCUCUGUGAGUUCAAGGUCAACGUGGUCUACAAAGUGAGUUCCAGGACAGCUAGGACUGUUGCAGAGAAAGCCUGUCUCAAAAAAACCAAAACCAAAAAACAACAAAAAUGAAUAAAAAAUAUAAAAAUAAAAGGCUCAUCAGUGAAGAUUCUCAGGUCCCAGCCCCAACCGCCACCCGACCCCCAUCUUGUAUGCACACUAUUCUUUGGUGUAUGUAGCUGGCUGUGGGCUGCUGUGGCCAUCCAGGGUUUAAGAUACCUAACCAGCUCUAUUAGCUGGGGGUGCUGCGGGGAGGUGUUAUGUGUCAGUCGUUCAUUGGCUGGGAACGUAUUCCCCAGAUGAGCCUGGCAAGAAGGUUCUCAGCGGUGAGGAAAACACCUAGGUUUCAUGAUGUGGCAGACUGCUAGGGAAGGGUUCACGAGACAGAAGAGGAGGUCUCUCAGUAAAAGCAGACAGGAUGUGCCAAGUCCCACCCCGGAGGCGGAGCCAAGACUGAGGCCCUCCAGCCCUGACUCCUCCAUCCUUUCAGGAAUCCAGACCAGAGCAGAGCCUGAGCCUGGUUCCUGCCUUCCCCAGCAUAGGAGCAACAGGCAGUCAUGGGCCAGGACACCAGGCAUGACCUGAAGCCCUGAAGAGUGGCUGCUGUGACUCUGAUCCUCAGAGGAAGGCCCAGCUAGCAAGCACCACCUGUUCCUAAGAGCCAUGCAUGCUGACUGCAGCUUCAGGCCUUCCAUAUGCCAAGGCCCAUGAUGACACCCAACAACACUGGGGAGGUGGCCAGCUCCAUUCCCAAGGGGGUACUGGGGAUUUCCCUGGCCCUGUCAAGUUUCAUCGUUGUUGCCAACCUGCUCCUAGCCCUAGGCAUCGCCCUGGACCGCCACCUGCGCAGCCCACCUGCUGGUUGCUUCUUCCUGAGCCUGCUACUGGCCGGGCUAUUCACAGGGCUGGCACUACCCAUGCUCCCUGGGCUGUGGAGCAGGAGCCACCGGGGCUACUGGUCCUGUCUCUUUCUCCACUUGGCCCCCAACUUCUCUUUCCUCUCCCUGCUUGCCAACCUGCUGCUAGUGCAUGGGGAGCGAUACGUGGCGGUGUUGCAGCCACUCCGGCCCCAUGGGAGUAUGCGGCUAGCCCUGCUCCUCACCUGGGCCAGCCCCCUGCUUUUUGCCAGCCUGCCUGCUCUGGGCUGGAACCAUUGGAGUCCUGGUGCCAACUGCAGCUCCCAAGCUGUCUUCCCAGCCCCCUACCUCUACCUCGAAGUCUAUGGGCUCCUUUUGCCUGCUGUGGGAGCUGCUGCCCUUCUGUCUGUCCGAGUGUUGGCUACUGCCUACCGCCAGCUGCAGGAUAUCUGCCGACUGGAGCGGGCAGUGUGCCGUGAUACUCCCUCAACCCUGGCCAGGACUCUCACCUGGAGGCAGGCUAGGGCGCAGGCAGGAGCCACGUUGCUCUUUUUGCUGUGUUGGGGACCCUAUGUGGCCACACUGCUCCUGUCAGUGCUGGCCUAUGAGCGGCGUCCACCACUAGGGCCGGGAACUCUGCUAGCUCUCAUCUCACUGGGCAGUGCCAGUGCUGCAGCUGUGCCUGUGGCCAUGGGUCUGGGCGAUCAGCGCUACACAGCCCCAUGGAGGGCAGCUGCCCAAAGGUGGCUGCGAGUGCUUCGAGGAAGGGCCAAGAGGGACAGUCCAGGCCCCGGCACCACUGCCUACCACCCCAGCAGCCAAAGCAGCAUGGACCUGAACUUGAACUAGGGAAGCAGAGCUACUGCUGCCCCCCAGGAGCAUUCAUCCAUCUCUUAUGCCCUACUUCUCUGAGUUGAAGCCCUUGCUCCACGAGACCUCACCCUGACCAAAUAAAUCUCUGGCUACCAUUUCAAGUUAUCUCCUUCCAUAUCUCAGUAAGGGAGAGAGGCAGGUUGACUGCCUUAGACGGACCCAGAGACGGACUGAGUACCAAAGAGAUUUCACCUCCAACUAAGCACUGUUCUGUCCAGCCGCCACAAAAUGCACACAGACACUGCCUCUGGGAAGUAUAUUUUAUUUACAUUUUUAAAAUCUGUAACUAGUCUCUCUUCCUCCUUUCCUUCCCCAGAGAGUUGGGAAGGGAAAGAACGGGAACCUCAAAGACCUACCCCCCCCCGACAUACAAAGACGCACCCCAUGGCUCACACCAGCAAAUCAAAGUGAAAGAAACAUGGGCCCCCUAAAGGGCCCCAGGGCUGGACAGGAGAGGGAGGGCCUGGUAAGGUGGGUUU